This is a messenger RNA of Uncinocarpus reesii 1704, 1368 nucleotides long. RefSeq names its product aldehyde dehydrogenase. Lineage: Eukaryota; Fungi; Ascomycota; Eurotiomycetes; Onygenales; Onygenaceae. The coding region runs from base 1 to 1368 and encodes 455 amino acids. The record is from RefSeq and is a predicted model, not a curated record. The transcript is spliced from 4 exons. Gene Ontology annotation, molecular function: aldehyde dehydrogenase (NAD+) activity.
AUGGCCACCAAGACUGUCACGUUAAAAGGAGUCGAGGGACGCUCGAUUGAGAUCCCAACCGGAUUGUUUAUCAACAAUGAGUUUGUUCCGUCCUUGACUGGAAACACGCUGGAGACAACCAAUCCUGCAAAUGGAGAGCUUUUAGCAACCGUUGCAGCAGCCAGCGAAAAGGAUAUCGACACGGCGGUCCAAUCCGCGAAAAAUGCAUUUCACACGACAUGGAAAGCGACACCCGCCACCACACGACAAUCCUUGAUGCUGAAGCUUGCAGACCUCAUUGAACGAGACGGCGAUGUUCUUGCGACUCUCGAGGCCCUUGAUGGCGGUAUUCUUUUGAGCGGCUCGAAGAUGAUGCACAUUCCUCAUUCCGCUGCGGCGCUGAGAUACUUUGCUGGUUGGGCAGACAAAAUCGACGGAAAAUCCCUUGUCAUCCCCGAUGGGAUGGCCUAUACCCACAGGGAGCCCCUGGGUCUCUCUGAGCUGAUUAGAGAGGCCGGGUUUCCAGCGGGCGUUGUAAACAUCGUGACCGGCCUUGGUCCCGUCGCAGGUAGGGCACUUUCCGAACAUAUGGAAGUAAGGAAAAUUGCGUUCACAGGUAGUACCUUGACUGGGCGCGCCAUUCUGAAGGCCGCUGCAUCUUCGAAUUUGAAAAAGGUCUCGUUGGAACUAGGUGGAAAGGGCCCAACCAUUAUUUUCGACGAUGCGGAUCUCGAAAAUGCCGUGUUUUGGGCCUCUACCGCCAUUACAGCCCACAAUGGUCAAAUCUGUGCGGCAGGGUCAAGAAUAUAUGUUCAAGAGGGUAUCUAUGACAAAUUCAUUGCUGCAUUUACCGCUGCGUCCUCAAAGGCUAUCGCAGGCGAUCCUCUGUUGAGCACUACCACCAAAGGCCCUAUUGUCAGUGCCGGUCAGCAUUCAAAAAUCAUGGGAUAUAUUAAAAAGGGCCAAGAGGAAGGUGCUCGUCUCUUGCACGGUGGAGGCCAACCAGCCAAUGGCUACAUCGAAAACACAGCCUUUGUUGAUGUUCAAGAGGAUAUGACGAUCAUGAAGGAAGAAAUUUUUGGCCCUGUUGCUGCCAUUUCCAAAUUCAAAACAGAGAGUGAGGUCAUCCAAAAGGCAAAUAAUACCGAAUACGGGUUAAGCAGCGCUAUUUUUACCGAUAACGUCUCAAGGGCUGAUCGUGUCAGCCGGGCAUUGGAAUGCGGACAGGUUACAGUCAACGCAUGGGCUAUGAUGCAUCCAAACGUACCGUUCGGCGGUACCAAGAUGAGCGGGUUUGGGAAGGACUUGGGAGAAGAAUCGUUGGAUGGCUGGACUACCACCAAAGCCAUCAAAUACAACAUCCUCCCGGAAACACCUGGCCGACCGUGA